UCCCCUUUCCUAUAAAUAUCCGACUUUGUCCCUUGUCCUAUGCAGUAGUUUCCAGUUGUUUGUAUAUACGGCUACAAGGAAAGCAGUAAUUGUAUUAUCAUGGAUUUUAGAGGCUUAAUUGCGUGUGCUAUCAUUGCGCUCUGUUUGAUCAAGCAGUCUGAUGCAGCAGCGGUCACGGAUUGGACUUUUACUGAUGCUGCCAGUGCCAGUGCCACAAAUGGUGGCACUGCUCCCAUGGGAUCUACGUCACUUUCAAUUUCUGAAGCUACAGCUCAAGGUGGAACCUUGUUUACCGCCGUGGCGACGCAAACUGGAACAAUUACGUAUUCGUUCGUCGCAGCGGACGGAAACCCGAGUAGCAUUGCAAGUGCCACGAUCACUAACGGCGUAGUAACGCUUGCUAGCGCUCUUGACUAUGAAACAACUAAAUCAUACGUAUUCAAGAUCGCCGCUACCGAUGGCACUGACUCAGGAACUGCCACUGUCACAUUGAGUAUCACGGACGCCGUGGACAUCACAGAAACAGGAUUUUGUCUAUCCGCAAGUUCGUACGCAGCUGGUUCUAGCAUAGGCACCCUAAAAACAGACCAGAGUUCCGCGACAUUUGCUACACUCGCUGGCACGGACGCGGCUAAAUUUGCAGUUGCUACAACUGGAGAAAUAACCGUCGCGACUGGUCAGACCGUAGACGUUGCGACAAAAACCUAUUACAUCUUCACCAUCAUAGGAUCAACAACGACAACCGGGGUAACCGCCAGCUUAGCUACUAACAUCCACGUAGUGAUGCAGUGUAGUAGUAGUGCGGCCGGACAAGUUGUAGCUCUUAUAAGCAUGCUAGCUGUUUCCGUGGCAACUCUCUUAUUUUUUUAAUUCAACAAUUUUCGCAUUUUAAAAUGUAUACUAAGUAACACACCAUUUUCACAUGAUAAACUGCGUGAAAAAUACGAUGAAUACAGACACGAUUAAGUAGUAAACAUGUUUAAUCAGAAAAAAAUGUUAAAUAGCUAUAUUGUAUACAACUGGACAAUUUUACCUAUCCAAUACUUUUGAGAUGUUUUACAUAUUCAGCCGCAUUGUUUGUGAUACAUGACUUGGUUGUCAUGGACACCGAUGUUGGUUAGUUUUACUCUUGUGUGACUAUAUCCAUUAUCUGGAAUGAAUAUGACAUGUAAAUGAUAUAUAUGAUGUUUAUAUUAUUUAAAACAAAUAUCGGAGCACAAUCUCUAUUCAAGGAAGGUUCAAACCGUGUUAAAUUCGAUAUGAGGUAGGCUAACAAAAUAACUGUUUCGAUACAACAAUACGAAAUUACAUGGAACAUUCUUUUAACAAAACUCAAUUGCAUCAUGUAGUUGUUUAAGUAGUUAUUUUACUAUUAUCGUAUAAUUAAAAAGUAAAUUUAAUUUUGGUCAUACAAGAUGUUUGUGAUUUUCAUUCGAAACAAUGUAAUAUGUACUUUCUAUGCCAUCUAGUUGAAAACCUGUAUCAAAUCUACAACAGCGUUGUAUCAAUAGUAUGACGUUCAUAUGAACUAUUUUAAUUAUUUUGAAUAGGAAAAUGUCAUAUACAAUCACAAUAUGUUAACUCGUACGUAUUAUUUUAAUGAAAUCUAUUCCAGAUAAUGUCGAUAUUUUUUGUAUUUUGUAUAUUCUUUAUAAAAGAUGAUCAUUCCAAAAUGAUAAUCCAAUGGGUUUUGAAAAUGAAAUCUUCAUCUGUCUUCUGUUCUCUUAUGUAAUUGUUUCUUUUUAUUGCUAACAGUUCAACGAACAUGAAUAAUAACUUAUUAAAUGAUUGUAAAAUGAAAGCAAUUAUUUUUCUUGUAUUGAUAAAUUAUAAAGAUCUGAUGUGUUUUUGUUAGUUAGACAAAUUGAAAUUGAAUCGUAACAUUGUGUUCGUUGAAUAAAAAGUUUGAUAGUU
Messenger RNA from Mya arenaria, 1914 nucleotides. Its product is annotated as protocadherin Fat 4-like. NCBI's taxonomy places the organism in Eukaryota, Metazoa, Mollusca, Bivalvia, Myida, Myidae. Gene Ontology annotation, cellular component: membrane. Gene Ontology annotation, molecular function: calcium ion binding. Gene Ontology annotation, biological process: homophilic cell-cell adhesion. The record is from RefSeq and is a predicted model, not a curated record. The coding region runs from base 100 to 870 and encodes 256 amino acids. The transcript has 5 exons.